Molecule: messenger RNA, 234 nt
Organism: Clunio marinus
Lineage: Eukaryota; Metazoa; Arthropoda; Insecta; Diptera; Chironomidae
Source: the annotation of a GenBank genome assembly
AUGCCACAUCUUAUGGCAAUUGAAAAACAGAAACCAAAGUUGGUAUUCGAUAACAAAAAGUUCUUACUUGAUAAUCGGAUUUGGUUACCUAAAUGUGGAAUAAAUUUGGCAAAUGCUGUAUACAUAAUCAGAAAAAGGUUUAUUCAGGAAGAUUCGAGGAAAAAAUUAUACGACAAACUUGAAUUAGAAUUAGGAAGGAAAAGAUUACAAAAGCAUAGCAAAAUGGAUACUUGA